AGAUGAGAUCAGUGUUAAAUCUCGCGAGACGUUUUCGCAAACAUACUGGCUGGCUUUUUUUGUAAAAACACUGACACGCAGUCUUAACAUAAGAAACACUGAUGCAGUGGAGCAUGGUAUGUGCAAUAUCAAGAAAACUAUCAUAGCUAAAGGGUGAUAACUAUCGCCCUUUUUAGAUUUUUUUGUUAUUUUUUUAUUUUGGUUGUGUUCAUGUUCAUGUCCUUCCUGCUCUCGCGGAAGUGACGAACGUGUGUGUAAAGUACACUAGAGCAAAACAUGCACAUGUGAGAGCUGCAUGGUGAGAAACCUAAAUUUACUUCAACUAUAACGUUAUUUCACUGUCGACGUGAAGAAAGACUUCGGGCACGGAGUAUGAAUGAACCGGGACACUAUCCUCCGCCGGACUUCGGCUGCCCCCCUCCAAAUUCCAUGCAGCCUUUCCAGCAGCAGCAGCCCCACUCGAGCAGCUUCCAUCCCAGCAUGUGGAGCUGGGGCGAGACGUCCUCCGAGCCCAGCUGGGACUCUAGCGGCCAGGCGGGAUGGCAUCACGGGGCAGCGACAGGCUUUGGUUUCCCAGCAGGCCGUGGAAACUAUGGAUCUAAACGUCCACACGGUCAAAACUUUGAUCGGGAAUGGCAUCAAGGUGGACAUCGAGGUGGAAGACAGAAUUAUGGAGCCCCUGGGAAAAGGCAGAAAAAUAAAAAAGAACCAGAGUAUUCUCAUUUUUGUGACACCUGUGACCGGGGCUUCAAAAACCAAGAGAAGUACGAGGAACAUGUUUCUCAACAUGUCAAGUGUUCUGUACCUGACUGCAGCUUCAUGGCUCAUGAAAAAAUAGUGAGCAUACACUGGAAAAAUAACCACGCACCAGGCGCAAAAAGGAUCAAGCUGGACACACCAGACGAGAUUGCAAAAUGGAGAGAGGAGAGGCGCAAAAACUAUCCAACACUUCAGAAUAUCGACAAGAAGAAAAAAGUGAUGGAGGUGCGGGAGGAGACGGGGGCAGUUCUGGAGACAGCUCAGUUUGGACGAAUGAGAGGCAGAGGAAGAGGACGGGGUCGGGGCCGUGGCUGGGGUAACAGAGGGUUCCAUGGGCAACACCCUCGAGGCCCUCACCCAUCAGGCAGCAGUGCUACAGAAAGACCUCCGCCCCUCACCCAGCCCAGCAGGGACGGGGAUCCACUGGGAGCGCUGGCCAGCAGUGAUCAUGAUUCAGACGGAGAGGACCCAGCUCCUGAGUCCAGGACUGGUGUCCUGGUUGUGGCGCCUAAACAGAUGAGCUCAGCUCUGGGAUCCCUGGUGGCCAACUACGGCUCCAUGAGUGAAAGUGAUGAAGAACCAGAGGCGUUCCCUAUCCAGAGAGCCAAAGACCUUGUACAAGAAAACCAAGCUCUGCUAAACACAAUGCCACCAUACUCCCAGGACAGAGGACCCUCUAGAGGCCUGGAAACCUCUUCUAAGGUUACAGAGGCUCAGAAAGACGCCCACCCUAACUGUGCCCUUCACACACCUCACAGCAGAAGAGGAAAAUGGGGAAGAGGAGGCGGGGGAGGAAGGGGCGGUAGAAGAGGACACCAAGAUACACCGCAGGCCCGUCGUCCCACUCUACUUCAGAUGUUACUGGCCCCAGAUAUUCGCCAUGAGAGGAAUGUCCUCCUGCAGUGUGUGCGCUAUGUUGUCCGAAACAACUUCUUUGGUCUGGAGAGCAGGCCUCAGAACCAGAAGGGCAUCCAGGAUAAAGUCACACCAGCUAUCCCAACCGGAGAGCAUAAAGGGAGGCAAGAAAAGCCAUCAGAGGAAGCCAGGGCUGUGCCUCGGUCUACCUCUCUAGUUGGUGGAGAGAGAAGUUCAGUAAAAGUUAGUUAUCAGGAGGAUUUAGAAAAAAGUAAAGCUGUGGAUAACCAGUACUUGCAUACAUGCUCAGAAUCAUCCAAGGAUCCUCCUGUGGAGCAGGAUGCAGGGUAUUUCAUCCAAAAUACUGAAGAGACAACUACCAAAGACUGCCACAACCCUUAUUUGACAGGCACAGAUCAAAUCCGAUCUACCUCUUAUAUUUCUGAUGAUGAAAUAUGGGAGAGCCCUGGUGCGGUUAUGUCCUAAAGAAUUAUUAUUUUGUUAUAAAGCAUAAAAGAGAGAUUUUCUUUGUCUUUCAGAGGUUGAUGUUAAUUCUUUCAAACUGUUAUUUUUCAAAGGACUUAUUUUUUAUGUGAUAUGAUGUUAGUUUGACUAACAAAAUCAUUUAUAUUUUUGUAACAUGUUAUAUACUGAAGAAAGACAACCUUUGUUUCUUGUGAAAUAAAUUACAUCAUUGACACUUACGGUAUCAAGGAAAUUACAUUCCUCUAAAAUAAACAAGAUACUUCUUAUAAAA
Sander lucioperca (pikeperch) is the source of this 2371-nucleotide messenger RNA. It is a transcript of the gene nufip1, whose product is annotated as nuclear FMR1 interacting protein 1. Lineage: Eukaryota; Metazoa; Chordata; Actinopteri; Perciformes; Percidae. Gene Ontology annotation, biological process: box C/D snoRNP assembly. The record is from RefSeq and is a predicted model, not a curated record. The transcript has 10 exons. Gene Ontology annotation, molecular function: RNA binding. Gene Ontology annotation, cellular component: nucleus. Bases 373 to 2100 code for a protein of 575 amino acids.